Messenger RNA from Lactuca virosa, 309 nucleotides. The record is from the annotation of a GenBank genome assembly. Lineage: Eukaryota; Viridiplantae; Streptophyta; Magnoliopsida; Asterales; Asteraceae.
AUGCCACAAUCGGUCAGGUCCACAGUGUGUAGAAUUCUUCCAAACCUGUCAGUCAAAGUCAAGAUAGAGCAAAAAACCCUCCCCAGUCCCCAGCUAAAAGUAGACACGCUUCUUCUUGUUGACAAUAAAGACGACAAACUACAGUACAACGACGACGACUUCAUUCAAACACAAGUAACGAACUUCCUCCUCCUUCUACGCCAUUCUCAACAAAUUCCUCUCCGCCGGACGCCGCUCUUCCGACCACAGGCCGGUGUAGUUUUAUCAAUUCAACGGAACUUUGAAGUUAGCUCGACGAGGUUUAUGUAA